AUGUCAAGGUCACCGGACAAGUUGUUUACUAAAAACCAUAAGUCACAAGAUUUUUAUAUUGUUGCAGAACAGCCCAGUGAAAAAAAACCGAAGAAUCGCAAAAAGCCCAAACGAAGGUGUGGAAGAAUUUGUCAAGUUUUUUGCUGGUGUUCUGCCAGUGUGGCAUGUUUCUAUACAUUGAUUCCUUUCCUUUUCUGGUAUUUCCCAGAAAUGUGUACCUUUAUGAUAUUCUCCAACAGAUUUCGUUGGCCUCCACUUGGUAACCUGAACAAACCGUCCGAUUAUGGAUUAAAUCACACCAGAAACCUCUACCUCAACCCUCGGCGAAAUAUCCAGAUUGGUGUUUGGCAUGUCCUUCCACGGGUAUUGGCUGAUUCCAACACUUUUCUCAGUGAUUUGGAAUAUGACCAAAGUCUCAAUGAACAGAAACUGCCUGUAGUUCUCUACAUGCAUGGAAAUACAGGAACAAGAGCUGGCUGGCAUCGACUCCAGAUAUACCAAGUAUUUUCAUCAAUGAAUUACCACACAAUUACAUUUGAUUAUCGAGGUUAUGCUGAAUCGACUGGUGUUCCCUCAGAGGAUGGAGUGGUUGAAGAUGGUCAAUAUUUAUUUAACUGGAUUAAGCAGAGAGUAAAGAAAGACACACCAAUUAUCUUGUGGGGCCAUUCAUUAGGAACAGGUGUUGCAACCAAAUUGGCAAAAAAUUUGUGCGAUGAAGGUUCACCUCCCGCGGCUUUGAUUCUGGAAGCACCAUUCACCAACAUUGUCAAUGCUACUUACCACCACCCAUUCCUCAUUCCCUUCAAGUUUUUUAAAACUCUCAAAGUAAAGCUAACAAAUUUUGUUCAAAGAAGUGGAGUUGAAUUUGCAAGUGAUGAAAGUAUAAGCAGUGUAACGAGUCCAAUACUUAUCCUUCAUGCAGAAGAUGAUUUGCUGAUACCCAUAGAACUUGGGAAAAAGCUUUAUGACAUUGGUGUUGAGACUCGUCCUAAAGAGAGUGGCCCAAUAAAAUUUGUUGCAUUCAAAGCAGUUCAUGGCUAUGGACACAAACAUAUACACAAAGCUCCUGAAUUGGCUGAAAUUGUUUCUUCUUUUAUGCAGACCUGUAUGGAGAGUGGCUUUUAA
Messenger RNA from Acanthosepion pharaonis, 1125 nucleotides. Lineage: Eukaryota; Metazoa; Mollusca; Cephalopoda; Sepiida; Sepiidae. The record is from the annotation of a GenBank genome assembly.